GACUAGGAGCUGGCGGUCCGAGCUGUGGCUUGGAAGACCGACGCGAUGAAGCCCAGACCUGCAGGGUUCGUGGAUAAUAAACUCAAGCAGCGAGUCAUCCAGUACCUUACCAGUAACAAAUGUGGCAAAUAUGUGGACAUUGGAGUCUUAGCGUCUGAUUUACAAAGAGUGUACAGUAUAGACUAUGGUCGAAGAAAAAGAAAUGCUUUUAGGAUUCAGGUAGAAAAAGUAUUUAGCAUAAUUAGUAGUGAGAAGGAACUUAAGAAUUUAACAGAAUUAGAAGAUGAACAUUUGGCAAAAAGGGCAAGACAAGGUGAAGAGGAUAAUGACGUCUCGCUCUGUCACCCAGGCUUCAGUGCACUGGCACAAUCAUGGCUUACCGCAGUCUUGACGUCCCAGGCCCAAGCGAUCCUCCCACCGCAGCCUCACAGGUAUACUGAAAGCUAUUCUGAUGAUGAUUCAAGUAUGGAAGACUACCCAGAUCCACAGUCAGCAAAUCACAUGAACAGUUCCCUGCUGUCUUUAUAUCGGAAAGGAAAUCCUGAUUCUGUUUCAAAUACUCCUGAGAUGGAGCAAAGAGAAACCACCUCUUCAACACCACGGAUAAGUUCCAAAACAGGCUCCAUUCCCUUGAAGACCCCUGCCAAAGAUUCUGAAGGAGGAUGGUUUAUUGACAAAACCCCAAGUGUAAAGAAAGACAGUUUUUUCUUGGACCUGUCAUGUGAGAAAAGUAAUCCUAAGAAGCCAAUAACUGAGAUACAGGAUUCAAAAGAUUCUUCUCUUUUGGAGAGUGAUAUGAAACGGAAAGGCAAGCUAAAGAAUAAAGGAAGCAAAAGGAAGAAAGAAGAUCUUCAGGAAGUAGAUGGAGAAAUUGAAGCUGUCCUGCAAAAGAAAGCUAAAGCCAGGGGGUUAGAAUUCCAGAUCUCCAACGUGAAGUUUGAAGAUGUGGGAGGCAAUGAUAUGACAUUAAAAGAGGUCUGCAAGAUGCUCAUACACAUGCGUCACCCGGAGGUGUACCACCACCUGGGCGUCGUGCCCCCUCGUGGAGUUCUCCUUCAUGGACCACCAGGCUGUGGGAAGACAUUACUUGCACAUGCAAUUGCUGGGGCUGAGUGCAGUGGCAUGAUCACAGCUCACUGCAGCUUUGACUUCUCAGGCUCAAAUGAUCCUCCUGCCUCAGCCUCACAGGAACUUGACCUGCCAAUUUUGAAAGUGGCUGCUCCAGAGAUUGUGUCUGGAGUAUCCGGAGAGUCUGAGCAGAAGCUGAGAGAACUAUUUGAGCAAGCUGUGUCAAAUGCACCAUGUAUCAUUUUCAUUGAUGAAAUUGAUGCUAUUACCCCCAAAAGAGAAGUGGCUUCAAAAGAUAUGGAACGAAGAAUUGUAGCCCAACUCCUAACCUGCAUGGAUGAUCUGAAUAAUGUGGCUGCUACAGCCCGGGUCCUAGUUAUUGGAGCUACUAAUCGACCAGACUCGUUAGACCCUGCUUUGAGACGUGCGGGAAGGUUCGACCGAGAAAUAUGCCUAGGUAUCCCAGAUGAAGCAUCCAGGGAAAGAAUACUUCAAACAUUGUGCAGAAAACUGAGGCUUCCUCAAGCUUUUGAUUUCUGUCACUUAGCACACCUAACUCCAGGCUUUGUUGGUGCUGAUCUCAUGGCACUGUGCCGAGAGGCAGCAAUGUGUGCAGUCAAUAGAGUCUUAAUGAAGCUACAGGAACAGCAGAAGAAAAAUCCUGAAAUGGAAGAUUUGCCAUCUAAAGGAGUCCAGGAGGAAAGGCUGGGAACUGAGCCCACUUCUGAAACACAGGAUGAAUUACAAAGGCUGCUGGGGUUGCUAAGAGACCAAGAUCCCCUCUCAGAGGAGCAGAUGCAAGGACUGUGCAUUGAACUGAAUGAUUUCAUUGUUGCUCUAUCCUCAGUCCAACCCUCUGCCAAAAGGGAAGGCUUUGUCACUGUCCCUAAUGUGACAUGGGCAGAUAUUGGUGCCCUGGAAGACAUUAGAGAGGAGCUCACCAUGGCAAUAUUGGCACCAGUACGCAACCCAGACCAGUUCAAAGCUCUUGGAUUGGUGACUCCAGCUGGGGUCCUCCUUGCUGGUCCUCCUGGCUGUGGGAAGACUCUGCUGGCGAAGGCUGUUGCAAAUGAGUCCGGACUAAAUUUUAUAUCUGUCAAGGGCCCCGAAUUACUAAACAUGUAUGUUGGUGAGAGUGAACGUGCUGUGCGACAAGUUUUUCAACGAGCCAAGAACUCAGCACCCUGUGUGAUAUUCUUUGAUGAAGUGGAUGCUUUAUGUCCUCGAAGAUCAGACCGAGAGGAAUAAAGAAUGGCUGCUCCAUAGGCAGAGCAGCCUUAUCUGUUUCUUGGAUGUCUACUGCCGUACAUUUCUUUUUUUUUUUUUCUUUUGAGAGAGAGUCUUGCUCUGUCACCCAGGCUGGAGUGCAAUGGCACUAUCUCAGCUCACUGCAACCUCUGCCUCCCAGGUUCAAGCGAUUUUCCUGACUCAGCCUCCCGAGUAGCUGAGAUUACAGGCGCCUGCUACCAUGCCCAGCUAAUAUUUGUAUUUUCAGUAGAGAUGGGGUUUCACCAUGAUGGCCGGGCUGGUCUCGAACUCUUGGUCUCAAGUGAUCCACCAUCCUCGGCCUCCCAAAGUACUGGGAUUAGAGGCGUGAGCCACCACGCCCAGCCUACUGCCAUACAUUUCUAUACUCUGAUAUAUAUGGUUUUCUUUUCUUGUGUUUUUGUUGUGUUUUUUUUUGUUUGUUUGUUUUUUUUGUUUUUUUUUGAGACGGAGUCUCGCUCUGUCGCCCAGGCUGGAGUGCAGUGGCGGGAUCUCGGCUCACUGCAAGCUCCGCCUCCCGGGUUCACGCCAUUCUCCUGCCUCAGCCUCCCAAGUAGCUGGGACUACAGGCGCCCGCCACUACGCCCGGCUAAUUUUUUGUAUUUUUAGUAGAGACGGGGUUUCACCGUUUUAGUCGGGAUGGUCUCGAUCUCCUGACCUCGCGAUCCGCCCGCCUCGGCCUCCCAAAGUGCUGGGAUUACAGGCAUGAGCCACCGCGCACGGCCUGUUGUGUUUUGUUUUUUGUUUUGUUUGUUUGUUUUGAGACAGAGUCUUGCUCUGUCACCCAAGCUGGAGUGCAGUGGUGUAAUCUCAGCUCACUGCAGCCUCUGCCUCCCAGGUUCAAGCGAUUUUCCUGACUCAGCCUCCCAAGUAGCUGGGACUACAGAUGUGUGCCACCACACCUGGCUAAUUUUGUAUUUUUAGUAGAGACGGGGUUUUACCACUUUGGCCAGGCUGGUCUUGAACUCCUGACCUCAGGUGAUCCACUCGCCUUGGCCUCCCAAAGUGCUGGCAUUACAGAUGUGAGCCACUACGCCCAGCUAUAGUUUGCUUUUCUAACAUUUUCACCUAAAGCAGAUUCUAAAAACAUUUUAUUUUUAUUUUUUGUUUCUUUUUAUUUGAUUUUUUUUUUUUUAAAACAGAGUCUCACUCUCACUCAAGCUGGAGUGCAGUGGCGCGAUCUCAGCUCUUCGCAACUUCUGCCUCCUGGGUUCAAGCGAUUCUUGUGCCUCAGCCUCCUGAGUAGCUGGGACUACAGGUGUGUGCCACCAUGCCCAGCUGAUUUUUUGUAUUUUUUUUUUUUUAGUAGAGACAGGGUUUCACCAUGUUGGCCAGGCUGGUCUCGAACUUCUAACCUCAGGUGAUCCACCUGCCUCAGCCUUCCAAAGUGCUAGGAUUACAGGCAUGAGCCACCAUGCCUGGCCUCUAAAAACAUUUUAAAUUUGAAUGCAUUCUGUUUUUUUUGAGACAGAGUCUCGUUCUGUUGCCCAGGCUGGAGUGCAGUGGCGCAAUCUCGGCUCACUGCAACCUCUGCCUCCUGGGUUCAUGCGAUUCUCCUGCCUCAGCCUCCCGAGUAGCUGGGAUUACAGGCGCACACCACCACGCCUGGCUAAUUUUUUGUGUAUUUUUAGUAGAGAUGGGGUUUCACUAUGUUGGCCAGACUGGUCUCGAACUCCUGACCUCGUGAUCUGCCCGCCUCGGCCUCCUAAAGUGUUGAGAUUACAGGCGUGAGCCACCGCGCCUGGCAAAUGUAUUCUUUUUUAAUUGCACUAGUUAUACAUGAAUACACAUUUGUGAAAAAUUCAAAUAAAACACAAGUAUAAAGAGAGUAAA
Molecule: messenger RNA, 4167 nt
Organism: Homo sapiens (human)
Lineage: Eukaryota; Metazoa; Chordata; Mammalia; Primates; Hominidae
Gene: NVL
Product: nuclear VCP like
Exons: 20
Coding region: 46-2316 (756 amino acids)
Cellular component (GO): nucleoplasm; nucleolus
Molecular function (GO): ATP binding; ATP hydrolysis activity; protein-containing complex binding
Source: RefSeq, a predicted model, not a curated record